AUGCUUCGCCUUGGACUCGACUUGCCAGGCCCUGUGACUAGGACUACCCUCACCCAGCCGAUCUUCUGCAGCGAUUUGAUGAUGUUAUGGCCAUCUGAACCCCUCACUGAAGCAAUCCAAAUCGCCGGCGUCACCACAAAGCGAGAGGUCGAGAAGGUCGUGGCUCGUGUCAAUGUCAUACCCACGAAUCUCGGCCAGUGGCUUGCCGUCGCCAGGGCACUUGCUGCGCACGAAUCAUCCCUCGACGACUGGGUUCGCAAAUUCGCCGGCAGACCACUAGCCAAGAUCGAGGUGGCCAAGACUGUCUUUCCACCACACGUGCAAGACGUACUCUGUGGUAACGUAACAUACACGCACUCCUGGAACGGUCCAGGAACUUAG
Molecule: messenger RNA, 381 nt
Organism: Zasmidium cellare ATCC 36951
Lineage: Eukaryota; Fungi; Ascomycota; Dothideomycetes; Mycosphaerellales; Mycosphaerellaceae
Exons: 1
Coding region: 1-381 (126 amino acids)
Source: RefSeq, a predicted model, not a curated record